Messenger RNA from Toxorhynchites rutilus septentrionalis, 24774 nucleotides. RefSeq names its product serine-rich adhesin for platelets. The transcript has 12 exons. Bases 3008 to 8200 code for a protein of 1730 amino acids. NCBI's taxonomy places the organism in Eukaryota, Metazoa, Arthropoda, Insecta, Diptera, Culicidae. Gene Ontology annotation, cellular component: histone deacetylase complex; transcription regulator complex. The record is from RefSeq and is a predicted model, not a curated record. Gene Ontology annotation, biological process: negative regulation of DNA-templated transcription; regulation of transcription by RNA polymerase II. Gene Ontology annotation, molecular function: transcription corepressor activity.
AGCCACACGGUUCGACGUCGCCACCGAUGCUCUCUAGUCGUGUGUUGUAGACGGUCGCGCUCUUCGCUUCAGUUUGUUUGAACAUCAUCAUCAUCUAAGGCCACCUCGGAGACCUGCUGCUCAGCACCAUCAUAGAAGCGCAUCAGAGGAAGAACAAAAAGUGUUGGGGCAAGCCAGGAGCAAGAUAACCUAGCUUUUUUCGUUGCUUGCUUGCGCUGCAUCCCGUAAACUCCACAUGUGCGGAGUGUGUGUGUGAGUCUGUGUGGCGGGUUCUGCCAACCACCGGAGGAAAAAGUGGAGUAAAAUGUGAAACCGAAACGAAGUUACCGAGUAUAGUUACAAAUAUUACCCAGUGCGAGUGAAAAUCCUGACAGGCAGACGUGUGUACAUGAGUGAGCAAAACCUGAAUACUUGUACGUAUCCUGCCCUUUGAUAGAAGAAGAAGAAGAAGUAGAAAAACGGAGCAAAUCUUUGCUCUUCCAUACAUAUUAAUCUAGUAUAGAUAAUUGAUAGUUUUUAAAGUGAACGUAAACAGAGGCAUUCGAAGAGUGAAGAGUGUGUGUGAACGUGAGAGCUAAGCCCACCCCCCCACUGUUUGGUUAGUGAAUAUAGUCGGAAAACGGGAACACCGCAUUCCACUUUGGGUGGCGUGAAGGAAAACGAAAUGGGAAACCCAUGAUUGUGAUUACGGUGAUGCAGGGACAUCCGCCGAUCCCGGUUGUAAUAUUGCAGAAAGGAUUUCCCGACGGAUUCCGCUAAUAUUGAGGAUUACCUGCCGCAGAAAGCAAACAAACGCUAUCCAUCGUGUCAGCGGAAAUACACGGGAGCCGACGGAACGAGUACAAUCCCCCGGCCAUCAUCACAAACUGGUCAGCAAAGCAGCGGGAAAAUGUCAUUUCGAGAACGUAAAAUGGAGCAUAAAAUCAAACCCGAGAUCAAAUCAAAUUUAGGCACGUGUGAAUAAGUGCGUGGGUGCACCGACGAACGAUUGGUACAGAUGCAGAUGUAAAUCCAGCAAUUGGAAUAAUUCCCCGCCCAAAACGGUGGCAAGCGUUUCCCGUUCGGGGUAGCACGGAAAUCAGUGAGAGUGUAAAACCAAACCGAAGGACAAUUGAAACGUAAAGUCUCGAUUAUUUUGUGCUCGUUCACGAAAGUGACAAUAUAAUGUGCUUACUGGUUUGAAAAUCGUGUGAUCGGAGAAGGAACUAGAAACCGGGCGGUGACAGAAACAGAAAGAAACAUUCCUCAAAGUCAAGUCGGGUCGGAGUGUGUACUGUGUGCGUGUGUGUGUGCGCGCGCUAACGUGCAAAACGAAAUUUGAGUCCCACCAGAAGAAGAGGAAGAAGAAGAAAACAAUAAACUGACAACCAAUAAACGAACAAACCUCUAAGCGAAAAAUGUGCUGUUAAAUUAAGCAAUCCUCUCGAUGAACGGCGAGCGCUGUCGAAGGGUCUCCAACCCCCGUCAAACCCACUGAAGGUGAAAAUGUAGCGACACGGACUCAGCCGAAUUAUUUCACUGACUCACGAAGAAAACAGAAGCGCUGACUUCGAGGCGUGUUUGCAAAAGUUGUUCGAAGGUUGUGCUCAAUUUUACUCUCGGUUUAUUCUUUCCUCUCGGCGUUUAAAGUUUCUACAGUGUUUUCUUCGGUGCCGUGUUUGUGUAAAAAGUUGACAAAAUAAUACACAUAAGAAAAGAAAAAGAGAAAAAAUGUUACAUAGUUGUUAUUCGGUAGCUGUAGUGUGAAAUAACAAAAAAUAUUUUCUAUCAAAUUUUUACUUCCUAUUUGUACUUUGCCGAACACUCAAGUCUCGAGCGGUUGUGAACAAUACAAAUGAAUCUCAAUCACUCUCAACUGUAGCAAACAGAAAAAAAAGUUUAAAGACAAACAACACACAUACACAUACACGUAAAACAUAUUACCGUCCUCUUAAAAUAAUGUUUUAAUGGUAGCGAAGCAGCAGAACAGGCACAAACGGAGGCUAAGGAAAAACAUAUACGUACUGACAGUGAGAGAGAGAGAGAAACGAAAAAAAUAAUAAAUAAAAUAACACAACAUACAAUCAUACAAAUGUGCCAAAUUCGAAGCGAGUCGCGCCGAAGCCGGAGCGGCCGAAGAAGCGCACCGACCAGCGGCUGCCAAGAAAUAUGAGCCCCAACGACCAGCGGCGACCGGCGACAGGCGGAGACGUGAUUAAUCUUAUUAAUAACCGGUACAGCGGUAAUAUUUAUUAAAUAAUCGCCAUCAUCAGUAGUAAUUUUUCCGCUGGAAAAAAAAAAACAGUGGAAAGGUGGCGAGCGAGCGAGAGUGAGACGAGUGGAAAAUUAAUUGGAUAAACAGCAUCCAGCGACCCUUGUACUCUGCAUAAGGACUGGGGCUGGACUUGCUCGUAGGGAACACAAAAGCGCCCGAAACAAACACAACGCGUUAUCCUCCGAUAAAUAUUAAUUUUUCCCCAGUUCCACUCGGUUGGUCGGUUGCGAGCUAACUUAGAUCACGGACGGAGCUUCACAUCCUUCCCGUAUCAAGGGAUGAAAAUUAUAGAUUAGCAGGAUUACCUCGAUGAUAAGUGGUCCUCUAAUGGCGUAACAUGAUGAAAACAGCGCUAAUGAAAACAAUUACUAGCCAUACGAACCCUCACCGAUAAGGGCAACAGUGGAAUAUUUCCGCAUCGGAAAAAAACACCGAUUGUUGGCAAAACAAAAUGCCAAAAUGUAUCCAUCGAAUAAACCCAUCUGAUAAGACGUUGUUUCUUCUAGUGCAGGUGUUGUAGUAGUGUGGGUGUGUGAGGGCUCUAUAUUGGUGCGAAACUGUGUACUGUGUGAAUCGUGAUUGCGCACUUGUAAUAAUAGAAGAUCAAGCGUUUGCGACGCGAAACGUCAGCCUGAACUGAAAAAUCGGUGAAAAGAUCUUUUCUGAGAGCGAGUUGACCUCGCAUAUACCGUGGAAGGUCGCAUCGCUUCACCUUGGAUCCCGGGUCGCAACGUAUCGUCCUUGGGCAGCAAAAUGGCCGCUGUGAACUCGGUACAGAACAGCAUCCGCCUGCCGCUGGCCGGUUUGGCCCCUCCCCGUGUACUGAUGUGCAGUGCUUCAAUGGGAGCCGAGGGAUCCGUCACACUCCAGCUGCGCGAAGCGGUCCAGGCACCGGAUGCCGGCACUUCGCUCGAGCAUAAUGGUCUCACAAUCGGCUACCCGGACCCGGAGAUGCUGGCCGAUAUGCUCGGGUCGUUUCAGAGUGCUUCGGCCGGAGCGGCCGGACUGGAGCAGUGCAGCAGCAGCAGCAACGCAACCACCACUUUCGAUCUCAUCCAGGACAGCAGCAGUAGCAACUGCAGCAACAGCCGACAGUCUGGGCAGGACCCGGUGGAACAGCAGUUUGCCAGUGCCCUGCUGACCAAGGCGUCAUCACCCGCUGGAAGCACUACCGGUACCGUGAGCGGCGGAACCAACAGCAGCUUGGCGCUGAGUGGCAUCAAGAGUGAAAUUGCGCCCAAAUCCGACAAACUGAACGGCUGUGGCAGUAUACCCACAACGGUCUCAUUGGUGGCCUCCGGAUCCUCCGCAUCCUUCUCCCCGAGCAGUAGUAAUAGUAGCAGCAACAGCAGCAGCAACAGCGGAAGCCUCAGCUCCAGUUCGCUGGUGACGGUCAAAAGCGCCUCAGCCGUUAUAGCGGCGGCGGCUGCAGCAGCUGCAGCCGCUGCCAACAGUGCCAACAAUCUUACGAACAGUACAACAUCCGCGACCAUCGGCAGCAAUGGCUUCGGAGGACAUAGCAGCAGAAGUGAUAGCACCAGCAGUUGCAGUAGCAGUAGCAGCAGUAGCAACAGUAGUAACAGUAGCAAUAGCAGCGCCUGCAGCAGUGGAAGCGGGUCAUCCAGGACUGUGAUCACGAUAAACGGAUUGCCGACGGUAGUCAAAAAGCCACGGCCCAAAACCGCGUCGCCAACGAGACAUGGACCCCAGCAGUGUCAGGUUUGCAGCAAAGUCUUCGGGAAUGCAUCCGCCCUGGCCAAGCACAAGCUGACACACAGCGACGAGCGGAAGUAUGUCUGUGGAAUGUGCUCGAAAGCAUUCAAAAGACAGGACCAUCUCAAUGGCCACAUGCUGACACAUCGGAACAAGAAGCCGUACGAGUGUAAGGCCGAGGGUUGCGGCAAGUCGUACUGCGAUGCACGCUCGCUCCGGCGCCACACCGAGAACCACCACAGCGCCCUGGGUUUGUCCGGCACUACAACGCCCACUCCGAUGGCGGCUCCCAGUCCCGGUCCGGUGACGGCAACGAUGACGACGACGGCGGCCACCACCAUGAUGAACAGCAACACCACCGGCCCACUCAGUGGGCUCAGCCUCUCGCCGGCGACCGCCAGCGGUGACGCAAGUUCUCCACACGGUGCCACCUGCAGCAUCCAGUUCACGUCCGCAACGCAUGGCUCGGGCAUUUCUAGCAACUCGAACAGCUCCAGCAGUUCCAGCAGCAACCACUCCAAUAGCAACCACAUUAGCAACGGAAACCCUAGCGACUCUAGUAUUUAUUCCAAAUCCCCUUCGCCAAGCUCUCCCGGUGGAACCGGAAACGAAGGCCUCACCCGGCAACAGUUGGAUCUGAUCACACAAAUAAUGCAGCAGACGAAGCAAGCGAAUGCAGCGGCGGCCGCGGCCGCUUCCGCCGGCCAGAAGAUUCCUCCACGACCGAGAACUUGGAAUAUGCAGCUCCAGCUGACUCAGAACAAAGUGACCAACAACACAGUUUCCAGUGCAGCAACGGCAUCCUCGUCCACCAAUUCCCAAAGCCGAAGUGGUGGAGUAGCCCGGUCAAUAUCCAGUAAUGGGGCAACAGAAGCGUCGAAUUCCACCUCGAAUACAACCUCCGCGGCCGCCAGCACCACCACCACCACCACAACCACCAGAUCGAGGCAAUCAUCAAAAUCGGGCCGAAAUGCGGCCAAUGCCGAAAACCAGAAACCGGUUAAUUGUAAUUUGUGUUAUAGAAAGUUCAAGAACAUCCCCGCCCUAAACGGACACAUGCGUCUCCACGGGGGGUUCUUUAAGAAGGAAGAUACGAAGAAAAGUGAUAAGAAGGAACACACCGGGCCACCAUUGCAGACCGCCAGUAUCGGAGUGCGCGCCCUGAUCGAGGAAAAAAUCAUCAACAAACGGAGCAAGGAUCUGAAGAAUCUGUUGUUGAAGGGUUCGUUCGUGGUACCGGCUCCCCCGCUGACCGCUCGACGCCUGUUGGAGGCCAGUGAGGCGCUUCUUUCGCCCAAACCAGGAACGGUAGCCAUCGUUUCAUCGCAGAACGGAACGACACAAAUCAUCAACCCGAAGGCAACCAUUAUGGCCAACGCCGGGGGUACUCUCACCACAUCUGGCGGGGCUAACGAAGUUAAAGACGCCACUUUGAUUGAACUGCUGAAGCGAGGCACCAAAGUGGCAGUGAAGCGUGCCUGCUCUGAUCCUGCUCAAUUAACGGUUACUACUCAAUCGGUUGCAACGGCGGCUACCACGCGCACUGUAGUGCUAAGCAGUGCACCGUCCACUCCGGGGUCUACGCCACCUCUCACACUGUCCAUUCCGAAUAGCUUGACGACGACUACGACUACAACAGCGACCGGAAACUCCACGGCCAACACCGACACUACCCCUCUCUCACUCACAAUAUCACAAGCGCCUUCUGCCAGUGCGGACGUGUUCACUCUAGCCUACUCAACUGAUGCCACCGGCGCUGCUGCCUUCUUUAGUGAUAACGAUGUGUACAGUGUUAGCGAUACGACCAUGCUAUUGCAGGCCGUCGACUCGAUUCAGUUGCUCCAGGAUUCUUCCUCCACCGAGCAGCUGGAUGAAAUAGCAUCUCUUUCGGACUACACUGCUAUCAACGAGCAGAAUUUUACCCCCUCGAGACAGCUGCAAGCCGUUCUGGACUCGCCACUGCCGGAAAGUUUGGCCGAAUUCAGUGCUCUUCAUUCCAAAGACAUUGUACUCUACGGUGGUACCGCCAACAGUAGUGAUCCCUCAACGAGUCAAGCCUCCAACUCUCCUCUCCCAUCACCACUAUCGUACCCAACGCCACCAGCAUCCCUCGAGCCUGUGGCACAAGCAUCGCCAUUCCUAGACGACUCUCGACACUUUUCCGAUGCAAGCUCAUUCUUCGACGACAAGCGUACCUCCUCCGCGAACUUUCUCGAUGAUGGCUUCUUCAAAACAGACCCCAAAGAUGUUAAGCUUACCGAUGAGAAGAUCCUUGCCCUCAAAAAUGAACUGCUUGACGAGAAUCACGAUCUCUUCCGCAGCAAUAAGAACAUUCUAGACGACCACUGUCAUGAGUUGUUUAAAAGCGAGGACAGCUUUUUUGUGGAAGAAUCCUCCGUCCACAAAUCAUCUGACCCAUCGUCCGCCUCUGUCACAAGAUCGGACGAGGUGGACUCGACUUCCAAGAUCAAUUUGGACUUCCUCGAUGAUGCCCAGGCGUUCUUCUCCACUACCAUGUCUAGCGCAGAAGAGGUAAAAGAAGCCCUAGAUGAGGUUCUUCCGGGCGACGAAGAUGUCGUAAUCGCCGAGACUGACAUCGACCUGUACUACCUGAAUGGAUUGUCGUCGCUACAGUCACAAAUGAUGCCAAAUUCGGAUGAUCCGUUGCUUUCCUCUUCCCCAAAAGAUUUCGCCCACCGACAGCAUCAAAAGUUCUUGUUCGAACAGCAGCAGCAGCAGCAGCAACAACAACAACAGCAAAGUCAUCAAUCAUCGCAACAGUCGCACAGCGCCAACAACAACGGCACAUUCUCGCCACCAAGUGCCAAAAAGCUCAAAACUGAUUCGGAUGCUUCGGCAUCGCCGACAGUAAGUGAUAUGAAUAAAAUUCCACUAACCGUACAAACCGAGCAAAUUCCAAAAGACAACCAAAGCGGUGACUCCGUGUUUCUCAGUCCGAGCAGUAUCUCUUCCACCAGUAGCAGCGGCAGCAGUAGCUCCCCAAAGCUGCAGCACGCACUGCUACGGAAACGGUCCUCAUUGCUGCCGACCGUUCCGAUCCGAAAGUCACCGAUCUUUCACUCCAAGCUGCGGAAAUCUACAUCCACAGUUCCCGUUACACAUUACACUCCACAGCCGAUGCUGAAUCCGGAUCGGGUGGCACCCGGCAUUUACUCCAUGAUCGCAUCCACCUUGGCGAGCCAAUCUAGCUCCGCAUCCGAUUCCACCGUAGAUGACACGUCGGAUAUCUUCAGUGAACCACCACUUCCGAUUCGACCGCGAAUCAAUCUUGGAUACGAUUACCAAGCGAUCAUUCCUGAGUGCAAUCGACCCAGUUAUCACAAUUCCAAUCAACUGUUGGAUCAACAGUUCUGGGAUCCGAUAAUCUCCCAAAAUGACAGCCAGAUCACACGCUUCGUCGAACUCUCCCGUUCGUCGGCCGUUCCUUUGGGAUGUCACUCAGAGGAGAACGCUUUGAAAUUCCUCCUCGAAGCCCAAGGUGAAGUUCACAUUGCUAUCCUGAACUUGCUACAAACUCCACCCACUAGCAUUCAUCGUCGGUGGACACCCACCGAAAUGGAACAGUUCAUUCGUGGGCUUGAACUGUACGGAAAAGACUUCUUCCGAAUAACUACCGAGUUGCUGCCGGGAAAAUGCUCCAGUGACUGCGUCCAGCUGUACUAUUUCUGGAAAAAGCUGUGCGUAGAUUAUAAAACGACCCACCUCCUGCAACAUGGUGACAACUCGUUGAAAUUCAUCAACCUGAACGCGAACACGGAUGAUCUGCUGGUGGAUCACAUGGGAUACACAAGCAGUAAGAUCAAACUCGGCCAGCAGUCGAACUCUGCCAAUGGUGGCGGCAGCGAUGUAAGGCCGCACGUUUGUGAGGUUCCCGACUGUUCAGCGAGCUUCUCCUCGAAGGCCGCCCUGCAUGGUCACAUCCGCAUCCACUGUAUCGGGCGUUCCACGACGCACCUCAACGGCACUAUUCAAAAUGGUAAUUUCUUGAAUACUACCGCCGUUGGUAACCCUAUUAACCCUAACCACAUACCGACAAAGGAUGAUUAUCCCUGCAAGGUGUGCGGCAAGGUAUUUAAUAAGGUAAAAAGCCGUAGCGCUCACAUGAAGUCUCAUAGGCCACAAGAUGCAAGUGACCAGUUACAGCAUCAGCUGCAAUUGCAUCAACAGCAGCUUCAAAAGCAACAACAACAACAACAACAACAACAACAAUAAUAAUAAUAAUAACGAAGCUCAACGUAAACAAAAGCCAAGCUGACAGCCGCCCAAGGCUGUUGCAAGUGUCAAAAGCGAUAUAAAAGACAAAGUGUAAAAUUCUGAGACAAUCUUCAACAGUAUGCUAUAAGACACUAGUGUUGUAACAAACCAACCGAAUACCACCUCGAAUAGUAAUCAAGAAACUUUUUACGGAUAAACAAAACAAACCUGAGAAAAUCAAUGUAACGGAGGUUGUUCAAGCAAAUAACACGUGAAAUAUCCCACAGAAGAACAAAACUAAUACAACACGAAUCAAACGCCGAAAGUUGAUAGAUACUCAAAAAGCACAUACACACACACUCACACUCUCACACAGAUACGAAAACUCAUGAAUAGAGAAAAAGAGAACCCGUGAAUGCAAAAUGUCAAAUUAUAACAGCAUCCAUAUACACAAAUACAUACACACUUUAAGGUAAAACUUCCACUUAAUAUUAUGUAUUGAAAUAUCCACUAUAAUGUAUAAGCUAGAGCAAAAAAAAGAGAAAACUGUUUUUGUAUACUUUUUGUUGUUGAACUUUCUACACUUCGAAAACGUAACUUGUAUAUACAGCAGAAUAAAAGAGAGAAAAAGAAAGAGAAAAAAAUACAAUUGUUAAACAGAAAGUCUUGUAUUCUUUUUAAACUAUUUUAGCGAGACAAAGUAAAACAGUCGAUAUAAAAUCAAAACAAAAAAAAAUGAAACAAAAUCACUGGGCGUGGCCUUUUUGUAGAAUUUGAUAUUUAAGAGAGAUAAAAACAUACAUACAAACAGAAACAGAAAGAGAUAGAAAUGUUUAUCCAAGCUGUCAAAAUGUCACUCCAUACAAAAAUGUAGACACGCCCCAGAAACUCCUUUCUACUUGCAGAUACGAAUAUUCAUGAUAAUGGAAUCAUAGAACGAUGAAAGCCAAGUCUGCUUGUUCUUCUUUUCUCUCAACACUAUUAAACUCCAUAGAUGACUUUUUAUCGUUCCAGUAUUGUGUAGGAAAACCAGGAGCGAACCAGAAGGAAAGCAUCCGAGUUGAAACUAAUUCCACUCUUUCAAAGUAGAAAAAUUUCGUACUGGAACAAAAAGAAAGGAAAACCUAAUUCAUAUGACAUUCUUUUGAUCGAGAUGAAAGUAAUGGAAAACACAUAUACAGACUCUCUCUCUCUCUCACACACACCCAACUUAGGAUAAUGUUUAAACCUUACUCAAAGAUAAAUGACGAAGAAGAAAACAAAACAUGGUUGUACCUAGAACUUAAGUGUUAAUUGAUGUCCCUAAUUCUAUAUAUACAUAUAUAUUAUUACGAAAAGGAACCUACAAAGAAAAAAAAUCACAGAGGCAAACGAAAGAAAGAAGAAAGAAAUUGAAACAAAAAGUAUAUAUUAUUAUAUAUUUAUUAUUAGCAACGUUAUAUUAUGUGGAACGGAACUGUUAGCGCCGGGCAAACAAGUGAACAACUCAAAGAUAAUGUUUUACACUAAGAGUAAGUGGAAGCAAGUGACACAGAUGGGAAGAAAAAAAUAGUAAAAAAAAGGCUUGCUUCUGUGAAGAGAUUGGUAGAAGUCGACUAAAGGCUUGCCAUUCGCCUAUCCGAGUGACGAUAAAAAACAAACAUCAGAGCUACAAACACUCCUGCUUUCCGUUUUCAAUUAUUUUCUGGAAACAUCGAUGGAGAAUCGCAAAAUUAUACACAAAUCAGCUCAAAUAAACUCGAGAGAAAAAAAUGGCAAUAACUCGCUCACUCAAAUCGAAAUAAUUAUACUCCCUUUCUAUGAUUAUUAGAAGAAAACAAAAAUGUUUAGGAAAAAAACAAUAAAUAUAUUUUGAGAAUAGUUUAUUCUUUAAACUAAACUACAAAUGUAGCAAACAGUGCGUAAAGAAAACAAAGAAAAGGGAGCGUCUAUAGCGCAACUAUGCGAAAAAUUGAGUCUAGCUUUUCUAUUGAUUGUGAUAUUAGUUCAUUUUUUAUUAAAAUCGAAGAGUGAAACUUUGACAGCAUCGCACGCACCCAUUGACAAUUGGAAGGAAACAUAUGCUCAACUUUAUUUACCUGUUACUGUUGCAAUUUGCCACUACUUUAGUCAGUCUGAAACGGGGCGCUGAAAAAAAUGCGCUCCACCUACGAUGAGUGAAAUUAUUUGUAGUGACUAGAGACAAAAUAAAUUCUAUCGGUACCUCUGGGGAAUGUCGCUGUCAGUGAGCGGUGCCAGUUUGCUAUAGAAUGGUGGGAGUGCACUAAAUUUUUGAUGAAUUCCAUGUCAUACGAACGAUUAUUAAUAAACCCGCCGUUUUUCGCGCAUAUUUUAAAGCAAAUUGUCACAGCUAUUGGAUAUGCACCAUUCCAGUGCAUCCCAGGGUGUCACCAGCAGUCGCUAUACUCUGCGUUGUGAUUUAUUCUAUAUUGAAACGUUUAAAAAACAUAACCAAAAAUCAAUCUGAAUCAAAACUCUCACUCGUCCAUGUCAUCCACCUGCAGAAAAGAAUUCAAACUAAUCUAGGCUCAAACAGCACACACUUACUUGUAAAGCAUAAUAAUCGUAGAAUAAUCUACUUUAAUUGGAACCCAAUACUCAAACGAGUAAGGAAAGAUAAAACUAUUAGAGAAGAAAAAACAGAUCAGUUGCAAACAAACUGUGGCCUAAAAUCGAUCGAAUCAUCCGUUGAACUAUUCUUUCCUCGCGUUAUACUGUGGUUUAUUUGGAGGGGCCGGCAAAAGGAGAGAAAAGGGAGAAACACGAAAAGUGAAUCAAAAUCAAACCCAAUUACCGAAAAACGGAAAUUACAAUGAAGAAAAAUAAGAUAAUAGUUGAAACAUAUCAGUUUUCUAGAAGCAAAAGUGUAUUUAAAACAAAAAAAAAGGUAAAAUUAACGAUUUGAAACGUAAAUUUUUUAUCGACGAACAGAAAGAAAGUGAGAGGGGAAGAGAUAGAAGUCAACGUAAUUUAAUAAUGAGUCAAGCUGUCACGAAACUAUGAAAAGUGUUGUACCUUAAAAUAAAACAAAACCAAGAAAGCUGCUUAGCUGCAGAUGUAAUUAAGUAAAGACUGUAUAGUUGCACCUUAUGGUUAAGGUUCAAGUGCACAGCGUGAAUGAAUGGGAAGGAGUGGAAAAGGAAACAAUAAAUGCCAAAUGCCAAAUUAGCUACAAGAGACAAGCGGACCGGCAACGAGAGUGUACGAAAAUCCACCAGAGAACGAUUGCUGCGUUCCAUGAGUGUAAAACUGAUGGUACGUCGAUUUGUAAGGAAACUCUAUAUCCUACUCAAAACAUUAACAGCUGUCAAACUUUGACAACACAUAAGACAAAUUCGCUCUCGGUGGUCGCGAAGGAGAGCGCAAAAUUGAAAAGUAAUAUUUUAUGACAAUCCUGAACCCGAAAACAGAUGAUUAUGAAAUAAGAAAACACACGAAAGCAGCAUGUUUUUUUGCAAUAUUUGUAAAUAACCUAUCUCUCACACAGAGAGAAAAAGGAAGAAGAAGAAGAAAAGCGAACGUGAAAGCAGUGCUGUCCUAUGCAACAGAAAAUCAAUGUGUCUUCAGGCUCAAUUCUCUCCUAACACUUUCAGCUGAACGAAGUAACACUGAAAAUGAAAACAACCAGCUUACUAUUUGUGUCCCAUUCGUGUUGUGACAUCUGCUGCCAAAUGCGUGACGGCUACCCGUCAAGCAUGUUGACGAUUUCGUUUACCUUUGCGUGAUACCUUUCUUUCUAGUCGAAGAGAAACGAAACAAUCGUACCGAAAGAGUGAGAUAAUCUACUACACCCAUACUCUCGCACACACCACACACAACUACACCCCCUCCCCUUUUCUUUGCGGGAACAAUGAAACAUAUGCCAAACAUGGUUUGUUUACCAUUAGAUAAGAACCGAAUUUGAGUACUUCAUAAGUAGGUAUUAGCGAAUUAGAGACAUUAGAUUUAGUCGACCUUGUUUACGUUUAGCGACAUAUUUUGCGUCUGUUGAGUGUUUUAUUUUUCAUUUUGUUUCUCGACUUCUAGAGUAUUUAUACGUUGACGUUUGAGACGGCUCAACGAAGUGUUCGAACAGUCCCUGAGUUCGUUGAUUUUUGUUGAUGAAACUGGUUUUCACUCAAAAAGCAAACAAAUAAGAAAUAACAAAGGUUAUAAUAUGUCACUAGUUAAAUUGUUGCAAGUUUUAUAAAAACUUGAUUUUAUUGUUUUGUUAUAAUUUUUAGAACGAACAGAGUCCGAAGCGUGACACUCUCAUCCUACGUCAAAUCGAAAUACUAGUUAAAUUUACUAGUUUUCCGCCGAACUUAUAUUUAAAGUGGAUUGUUAAUGGCUGACUAAGUUCUCCAUGGGCAAGUAAGACACGCAUAAUGUACACAUCGACUUUUUUUUCUGAAUCAAUAAGUGGUAAAACCUUCUUUGAGCCCACAUCACCGAACACACAAUGCCAUACAUUUCAUACUUUCUUGAUUGUUAAUCUUAAGUAAUCGUGAGUAAAGUAUAAUUAUACAGCAAGCCAAAGCGCAAAUUGCGCAUUAAUCAAUUAAAUUAUAAUAUAUUAUGUCAAACAUGCGCAACUGAAACAGUUAUAUUUGAGCCAAAAAACAAACAAACAAACAAAAAUGUGCAAGAAGAGAAUACAGAGAACGAAUGAGUGGUGGAAAGCACCACCGAGCGUGCACUGAGCAAAAGUGUAAGGAAAGCGAAUGAAAAUAAUGAUUCAAUGUUUUAACUGUUAGUUUAUAAAUGUGACUCUGGAAGAAAAUAAAAAAAAAACAAAAGAAACGAAUGCAAAAGUGAAUGCAUAAUUUAAGGUGUUACUACCGAUCAGAACGCAAGGGCAAGGCAAAAAAAUGUGCAAAAAUUGAGAUACCAAUGAAAUUUAAGGACACGCAUUCUGUGCAGAAAGUGUACGAUGUAGGAAUAAUUUUAACGAUGAUUGUUGAACUUCACCCAAGAUGAAGCUCUUUUCUGUUGACGAAAAAUAAACAUUUGAAAUUUACGUUGCGCUUUUAUUUGUUUUGGGUUGCUUGUUUAAUGACUGAAAACUUCCCAGAUUUUUUGUUCAAAAUUCAACUCAUCUUCUGCAUGUUUUUACGUUCUUUUUCAACUUAUCUCCUUCUUCUUCAUCUUAAAUGGCACUAACGUUCCUAGGAGAGCUACACCGUCUCAUCAUAGUAUUUUUUGUGUCCUUUUUAUUAACAACAGUUUGGCUGAAAAGUUUAUGAGGUAACACAGUAAAACAAUUUUUUUGCUAAAUUAAAUUUCAUUUUUCAAUAUAAUUGUCUUCGAGGGCGAUACAGCGAUUAUAGCGAUCUUGCAACUUUUCGACUCCAUUUUUAUAGUCUUUCGGUUUUUCCAAAAUAGGCCUCAGUUUCGGUAAUUACUUCUUCAUCGGUCUAAAAUUUCUUGCCAGCGAGCAUUCUCUUCAAGUAUGCGAACAUAAAAUAGUCGCUGGGGGCCACAUCUGUAGAAUACAGUGGAUGCGGAAGCGAUUCGAAGCCCAAUUUAAUGAUUUUUCCAUUUUUUUCACAAUAACAAAAGUUGCUUCACUCUCAAUACUGUAACUCACAAACCAAUCGACCGAUUGCUGUCAAAAGCUGACACGUAUCCAUCGAAAGAUGGUGCUUUGUGAUAGUCAAGUAGAUUUUGGCAAGAGGCGCCAUCUAGACGUCAACCUUAUGAACUUUUCAGCCGAACUGUUACUUAGUUGAGAUUUUUAAGAAUCUCCUAAAAUACAUUCUGAGUUGCAAGCUCUACAAUACCUAUGUACCAGUGCAGAUUGAAAGAACUUUCUCUGACGAUAAAUCUUCCGACCAGAAUGGGAAUCAAACCCAAACCCCCCGAAUGAUAAUGUGUGGCGCUAACCACUUCGGUCACGGGAGCUCUUUUUUACAUAUCGUGCUUUUUAACUUUUUUUACUUAUUUAUUUACUUUUUUUUCUCAAGAAUCCUCUGAACUGAAUUCUUUACAAAAUGGUGGCACAAUGUGAGGUUGUGCGUUAUCAUGAUGGAAUUUUGCUGACUGAUUUUUGUUUACCAGUAAUAAUACAUCGAGAGAACGACCUUUUUUCAAUGUUUCGAAAACAAAAUCAUCACGUUUAAAGUACAAGUUAUCGUUAAUGUUUUUUACCGGCUGGUACGAAGUGGUACGAUAAUCGCUUUAUUCGAAAGAAGAAAGGCCCAAGAGUUAUAUGCUAGUUAAUUAUUGACCCAAAAACUGGUUGCAAUAGCUUGAAAUUGCUUUGAAAAUAGACUACUGAAACCACACGAAUCUGUAUACUUUCUUUUCUGCGGCCGGACUAAACGGAGCCUCUGGCGAAAAAUGAAGUAUCGAUGAUAACUUUAUGGAUUCGAUAGCGGUGAAAUACGAAAUGAUUGAUGUGGAGUAGAGAAUGUUUCACUGUAUCAAAGAAAUCACAUUGGUUGAUUAAAACAGCAGUUCUAUUAUAUUAUGUUCACGAAUGCCGCAAUCGAUGAUUUCAAUUGUCUGGGAGGGAGAUAUUAUCCGGAUUGGGUAUUUCCGAGGGGGAAUCGAUACGUCCUCAGAGCGUGAAUAACUCAUUUUUGGCUCAACGAUUAGGUAUGGUAGUCAUUUUAUUCGAAUGUUACAAUGUCUACGAGUCAUAUGUUUUACUCAUUGAUCCGAAAAACUUGUUUCAGUAGAUUAAAAAUUGCAUUGAAAAAAUACUAUCGAAAUUACAAAAUGUUGUAAUAUAUAAAAGGGUGUCAGCUCUGAAAAUCUCAGGAACGAAUGACUUUCGCGCUAAAGUCCCUUGAAAAAUAUUAGCAGAACCAAGAUUUCUCGUUUGAUGUUCCUAGAGUGAACACCGUUUGCUAGCGAGCGUCAAGCGGAAAUUAACUGUCUUUCUGAAGACAUGGAAAGAAGUUGGAGUUGAGUUUUGAGGAGGAGGAGCUAGAGGCGAAAGAACUGAAAAUGCCAUCGGUGAAAACUUUUAAGCUCUCCAAAAUAAUCAUUGGCCGUUAGAACAUCUUAUACUCCCAAGUCAUUGUUUGAACAUUCCAAAUAAAAAUUGGGGGUGAGCUGUAUCUGUGGUAUAAAGGCAAGAUCCUACGUCAACCUCCAUCCGCUUUCAACCGCUGGCUUAAGGAGUAUAUCGAGAAGUAGUCUUAAACAUUCAAACAUCAAAAUAAAACUUAAAACGUUCAGAAAGUGUUUACAAAAGUGAAUUUCAUUAAAUAAUCUUCUUCUUCUUCUUCAAUGGCACUAACGUUCCUAGAGGAACUUCGUCGUCUCAACGUAGUAUUACUUGCGUCAUUUUUUAUUAGUACUUAGUUGAGAUUUCUAUGCCAAAUAACACGCCUUGAAUGCAUUCUGAGUGGCAACCUCUAGAAUACGCGUGAUCACAGUGCAAGUCGGAGGAAAUUUCUUUGACGAAAAAUUCCCCCGACCAGAACGGGAAUCGAACCCGAACACCCGGCAUGUUAGUUAUGACGCUAACCACUCGGCCACGGGAGCACAAUUUCAUUAAAUAAUAUUAAGUUUAAAUAGGAAUGAAAUAAAAAAAAACUCAAGCUUAUUGUUGAUUUCUGAAAAAUGAUCGAACCUUAGAUUUAACUCCACUCAUCAAAUUCUGCACAGUAGUCUUUGUGCACUUUCUGGACGCUGCAGACCAAUUCUUCUUGAACUAUGACAUAUUUUUAGGCACUGUGGGUUGAGGUUUUAUGCGACGAACAUGAACGAACGAACAUUGUUUUCCGUAAGCCAUUGUAGAGUGGAUUUGGCAUAAUGUGCCGAUGUCAAAUCCGGCCAGAAUAGAGGAGCAACCUCGUGCUUUCUAGAAAGUGGAAGAAAUCUCUUCUUCAAGCAUUCUUCCACAUACAUUUGAGCAUUUAUGGUCCAUUUUGUGAAAAAAGUUGAAAUGCAUGCAUCAACCGCUGAACAAACAUGACUGAUUGAAUUUUUAAGUAGGUGCCUGUAUUUAAAGAUUUUUAUGACUUCAAUAGUUUGUUUUCAAAGCCCUUUCCGGGCUACGGAAACAUGUUUUGGGUCGAUAAGUCACAAACAUCACUCGUAGACCUUUUAUCAUUCGAAUGAAGUACUUCUCAAACAUAAUGCUAUCGUUUUCAAAAUGAUGUUCCCACGUCAAAAAAGAAAAUCGUAUUAUGAGUCGCACAAUCCUUUCCUGACGCAUAUUCAAAGCCCAUGCAAAUCAGCUGAACUAACGUCGUUUCCAUACGAUAUCCAUCGUGGUACAGGAACAUCAUUCACUUCUAAUCUUUCUUUUCUUUCUUUUUUCUAAUCAAUCAGAUUAUAGGCACGUAAGCCCAAAAAAUAUCGAAUAGUCAUAUUUUUGACAUAGGACUACAUCUUACAUUAAGGGUGCCACAUCAGAAAACAGGUCACGUUUUUAUGAAUAAAGCUAACGUUAAUAACUAUUUUUGCUGCAAACGGAUUUUAUCCAUUUACAUACCAAUCGAAUCGUAAGUUUUCUAAGAUUUGUUUGAUAUGCUAUACAUUAAAAUCCCAUAGUCUGUAUAUGGUUUGAAUUGAUGAAAAUUGGAAGCAUUCCCAUUUCCCCAUACAUUUGUUCUGUUCAUUUGUGUGCUUUCCCGAACAGAGCUGUCAAUAACGGGCAACUUAUGUAGCCGCUAGAAUAGAAACAACGAAGGGGAAAAGCGAAAAGAGAAUAUUUGCGAAGCAAACUCCACCCUUGCAUAGUAAGUAAGCUGUCGCUAGCGUAUAAGUAUUGCAUCUCCUCUGAGGAAAAUUCUCAGAAUCUUUCUGUGCCCGAAACAACCAAGGUCGUUUAUUCUGCUCGUUUUGUGUUUUAUGUUUUCCUUCGAGCUGUGAACGCUAGCUAACAUUUCACAUUUCACUGCAUUUUCAUAAACGUUCUCGCGAUGUUUCAUUUUUAUCGCUGCAACUGUGUGCAUCUGUAAGACACGUGUUUGAUGCUUGUUGAAUGGCGAUGCACAGAAGAUGACUCUCGUUAAAUACACAGUGCAAUGCGUGCGUUGAUAUAAAGAAACAAGUUGCGACAUAUGACCAAUUAGUCUAUUGUUCUCGCAAAGGCAAGAAAGAGUCGUUGCUUCUUGAAAUUAUUGUACAAAACCACGCAAGCCAUUAACCUUUUCAGGGUCUCCGCAUCUUUUUACUAAAAAGUUAUUUAUGAAAUUCCGACCAAUUCGAAAAAAAUAUCCGAAAUGAUAAACCAAUAAUUUAAAAAUAAAAGAUUGCGUAGUCCUACGUCCUAAGCGGUCGUGUCUCGGAUACAAACCCUCCAUUUUUUUUAAAUAAUUAUAUUGAGUGAAUAAAAUCGACAAUGAAACCAAUGAAUCAAACAUUCUUAGAUGCACCAGCUUUGUUCUCCACAACGAAAAAAUGUUUACAUGCUGAAAAAACGGCAAAGUCAUUUUCAACUGAGGAUAGUCAGAGGACUAUGAAGAAAUUCUCCUUCGUAUUCAAUUGGAAAUGAGUUUUGGCUUCCUCCAGCAGUUUCUCUGUCAAGUCAUGAACAGUCAUUCGGCCAUUUAGUUGCUAUCUCACUCUACGACUCGACUAUUACAUUUCAUUCUUCCCCCUCGAAUGAACUUCAAUGCAAAUUGAAGUGAUUCCCCCCAAAAUGAAUGUGUUUCCCUGUCUCACGUAUGCAUGCAUCGAUGUUUGAGUGGUUUGACAUAUACUACAGGGGAGCUAGAUUUUUGACCUAGAACUACGUCUUUCAGGAAGGGUGCCAAAUCAGAAAACAGGUCACGUUUUUAUGAAAUAGAGUUAACGUUAAUAACUAUUUUCACUGUAAACGAAUUCUCAUGAUUUGCAUACCAAUCGAAUCGGAAAUUCUCUAAGAUUUGUUUGAAAUGCUAUACAUUACAAUUUCCUAAUCUCUAAACGGUUUAAAUUCAUGAAAACUGGAAGAGUUUCCUUUUGUUCUGCCGAUUUGUGUGCUAACCCUACCCGUAUUUCGAAUGCUUAUAACUCGAAUAUUUCUUAACAGAUCGGAAGGAUGUUUGCAUCAAUUGAUAGGAAAUAUUUCUACGCGUCUAUCACAAUAGGUGAGAUAUUAUUUUGACGUAGGACUACGUCUUUCAUUUCUAUACCGGGGUGUAAAAUCAAAGUUUCGAAAACGAAAGCGUUACGCCGGAGACCGAGAUUUUGAGUGUUAAUAGCUCCUAAACAACUGAACGAAAUGGUAUGAUAAACACUUCAUUCGAAAGAUAAAAUGUCUACGCGUUCUAUACUUGUUACUUUCUGAUCCAAAAACUUGUUUCAAUAGUCUUAAAUUUGCUUUCAAAAUAGGCUAUUGAAAUAACCAAUCGGUAUAUAAGCGAGCGCCGCUCGGAAAUCCACUCAGUUCUAAUUGAACAGCGAUUGGAGCAUGUUGUCGCUGUUGUGGUGAAGCUCUUCAUUUAUCAUGAAAGCGCGGAUGAACGGUGUCACCAAGCGCCUGUUUGUGCACCUUAGGCCAGAAGGGAAUCCAUCAGGAGGAGAGUGAUGCUACAAACGGUUCCCCGGGAAGAUCUCGAAGCAGCCGCUACACACACACACACACAUACACGCACGGAAUUCUUUCCGUUUGGAUCGAGAAAGAUCCGGAAAAUAAUCUGCCAGUUCCUCUAGGAAUUUAAAAAUACAUUCAUGUGAAAGAGUUUAUUUGAAUGUUUUCUAUCCAUGUAACACUGUGACCAAAUAUGUUUCAAUCAAGUGCUAUUAACAGAUGGUUAUCGAGUUAGCAUUAACCACUGGUGGGCUUCCAGUAUCGAGGAAAAUGUGGAAAUAUCUAAUCGUUACUGGAAAUAAUCUGCCAGUUCCUCUGGGAAUUUAAAAUUACAUUCAUAUGAAAGAGUUUAUUUUAAUGUUUUCUAUCCAUGUAACACUGUGACCAAAUACAUUAGGUUUUGUGAUUUUUCAAUCAAUCGCAAUCAACAGGAUAGCUUCUGAAGAUUAUUCUUCCCCAUCAGUAGGAUAUUUCCGUAUCCAAUAUUGGAUGCAUAAAACCUUGUGCCUCCAACGUAACGCUCUCGUUUUCGAAGUUCUCCAAAUAUUCAUUCAUUCAGAAUGAAUUCAGAUUCAACUUCAUACAAAUGAUCUCUAAAUCAACGAUAGUCCUACGUCACCCUUGCGGUUAUACCAUAGAUAUAACCCACUUCCUGUUUUUCAUGAGAUGAACAAUUGAAUAACUGUAAAAUGUCAAGCGUUAUCUAAACGUCCUAACUGCCAAAUUUUGAUUUGCCCGAUUUACGGUUUCCCCAACACAGACUUCAAAAUCGAUGUACCUGUGGAAAUCCGCUCUGCAAAUAUACAUGCAAGUCGGGAGUAUUUUUGUUCCCACCGAGCUAUGUUUCCCUAACACGGAUUUCAAAAUCAAUGUCCCUGGGGGAAUCUGCUUUGUCAACAUAUAGUAUAGGGUAGUAAAUCUUUCUCAUCUGUACUUUUUCUUCAAAAAAUCUUGGGUUUCAUACUGAAUUUACAGAUGUUUCUAAAACAACGUUCCAAUAAUAGUUAGGGAUUGAUGUUAAUAGUAUUUUCCCCCCAUCUCACCUAUUCUAUUAAUAUAGCCUUCGAAUCUGUUCAAAUGAGAAUCAUCUGAAGCAUCUGAAGAUAUCUACUCAUCUCGAGCAUCUGUUGAAGCUGUAGAAACAGAAGUUUCAGCACCAUCUGUUUAAUCAUCAAAUGGUUGAACGACGAAAGUUUGAUUACAAAAUAGGAAUUUAAAUAAAAAAACCCGAAUAAUUUAUUUAGAAUGAUAAAUUAUAUCGAAACCUUUCUGUAUCCUGAGUGUAAAUUUCAUAGUAUAUUUAUGUCUCCUUUUCAAGCGCUGACAGGUCCUGACAGGUGACAGGGUUUUGGAGCAGUUGCCUUAUUAUGCUACCUUUUAAUUCAUUAUAACCAUUAUAUUUUGGUGUGUACCUGAAAAAUAGUAUAAUGGGGCUGUUUACGUUACGCAAUGUAAACAAGCAUGUCCUGGCAACUGAAUAAACUUCCAUCACACCUCAAUAAAGCAUUAUAUUUUUGCUACAGUGUAUAUGUCUGCCCGCUUUACGUGGAUAUCACCAAAAUCGUCUAAUCAAUAAUAACUAUGUCAAUCAAUGAUACUAAAAAGUGUCCCACAUCAAAAAUUGCAUCACGGAAAAAGCGCUUUAGGAAAUUACCUAGUUGAUCGAUUCUUUUCAAACUUUCAGACAAUAAAAUAUAACCCAUCAGUUAGCUUUUGGCAUAUUGAUUUCAUUCAACUUGAAUACCAUUACCGUAUGCUUACACCUUACGCUUAGCUCCACUUAUGAGGUUCGGUACAACACCUGGCUGCAGCUUCUUCUGUAUGGAAACCCACUUUUUCUUCAUGUCUUCCUCAGAUUUGACUUCCAUGGGAUGCUUCAGGAAUGCCUUGGGAACGAAAGUGACCCCGUUGGCUUCGUACCACUCCAAGACAUCCUUUGAAUAGUGGCACGAAACUAAAUCCAGUCAGAAUCGUCGAGAUCGCUUGCCAAAUCAUGUAUUUCUUGGCAACUUUGAAUGGUUCUGCUUCGUUACUUCCUCCCGAACAUCAAACAUCUGAACAGUAGAACACGAGAAGAACAGCAGCUUCGUCAGUAACCGUUUAUGCAGUUUCCGGGCCCGUGACUUUCCCACCGUAUUUUUCCGUUCGUUACGAUUUGCAGGCUUCUGCUUUUUGUAUGUAUGUAGUCCCUCCCGGUCCUCGGCUCUCUGAACGAAAGAUAUGGACAGAUCCACCUUUUUGGCCACAUCCCUGACCGAACCAUCGGGAUUCCACUAAAACGCUUUCACGACACGCUUUUGAUCCUGAUCACUAAGAGAAAAUCAAUUCUAACCACAUUUUUCUUUCCGUCCGAUGUUUCAGGGUUCCGUAUUAACAUUUAAUCAUACGACUCACGACUCACUGUCCCAAUGAGAGAGUUGAGGAUUUUCCUGGUGCUUGUGGAAAAUCAAUUCGCUUUUCAGGUGACGCCAUUUUGUCAAUUUUUCGAAAAACUGACAGCGAUAAACAAUGUAAACAAUGUGAUCAAUGUAAACAAUGUAGACAAUGUAAACAGUGUAAACAAUACACUCUAAACUUCUUCUACCCAAAUUUUCAGGAGAAAAUACCGAAUGGAUAAUUUCCAGAGAAUAAUCAUAAAAUUACAGAACAUAGAUAACACAUUAUAAAGAGAUUGUAAAGUCCCUGUGAAACCCUCCAAUGUUUCACAGUCUCUUAUGUAUGCUAUACAGAAAAAAGGAGAGUAUGUUCUGUCCAUACACCCUCUUCGCAUUCUCCUUAACGUGUCAGUUUUAGUAGUGUCGUACGCUCUUAUAUUUCUAUUCGCUAUUACGGAGAGUAUUAGAUUGCUCUAACAUCUCAGAUCAUAUCAAUAAAUCAACCAAUGCUUCAGAACAGAUGAAUCACUGUUUUUUUAUCCCAUUUGUUCAUUUAGCUGUAACAGAGCCGACUUUUAAUCGGGUACAUGUCACAUUUUUAUCAUAUCUAUAAAUAGCACAUUACACAGUUGUCAUUAUCGGCGUAAGAGUAUUCCUUCUAUACCAUUGCAUAUGGUACAUUUACACAGUAGCCAUUUAGGCGUUAGACUAUUCCUUCUGUUAUUCCAUUAUCCAGAUAAACCACCGGACAGCGGAGAUGGUUGAUAUGAUCAUUGUUGUGUUAUUAAUAGAACAGAAGCCCGAUGAUUCUCGCAGAGCAGAGGAGUUGUAUGGAUGAAUCGAUCUUCAUUCGACCGUGGAUCGAUCUCCAUCGCCGAUGAGUGUUGCGUGGGCGUAGUUAUUCUGUAACAACACAAAGAUGAUAAAAUGAGGGCCCUGAGUUUUGAACUCACGAUCGAACGCUUACUAACCGAAUGCGCAACCAAUGUGGCUACGAAGGCGCCCGAAUCACUUGUUAUUUAUUAUUGCCAGUGCCACAAAGAAUUAAUUUUAUAUCUAUGUACUGCUUUCAUAAUACCAAUCCUAUCUCCCACAGCCACCACUUCGCAUCACGUCUGCUAUGUCCCCGGUCUAAGUCGAGCCGACGUUUUAUGCCUUUAACACUUUCGUCGCCCAGGGCGAUUCGGUCGAGUUUCUUGCGGGGCCCAAAUUCAACUCUCGAUGCGCUAGGAAAAUAAGCGGGCAGCGAUAAGAAUGAAUUGGGGUUUGAUUCAGGACUACUUUUCUGUUGAAUCCGAAUGAAAUCAAAUGACUGCUGAAAAACUUUUAAAAAUAAUUUUUCAGUCAAUUAUACAAUGUUGCCAAUGAUAAUAAAAAAUGAAAUUCAACCGAACGUACUUGCUCUAUAUACUAUAUGCGAGGACGAUAAAUAACUACAAUUAUAUUGGAAAAUAUGGAAUAAUCUGUUCAAUCGAAACAUAUGUCACAUUUGUGGGAAAAUAAUCGUCAUAAACUAUAUCACAUUUGGCAACUCAGAUUUCAGACAUCGUUGUUUGCGCUUGGUAGUUAAAAAGCUAAAAGAAUAAGUAUGUUCUACUAGUCAAGCUCUUACAUUUGAUACCCAUAUUGAUGGGGUUUUGAUAACAUAUGUAGACCGCCAUUUUCUAGCGGAUGCCAUCUUGGAUAUUCAAGAUAAUGGAAUACGCAGUUUUAUAACGACAACAGAGAUAAAGGCGUGCUCCAAAUUUCAGAUCAAUCGGUCAACAGGAAGGAGGUUAAAUUUCUAUUGAUCUGUGGACAACCUUACAGAUAAACAUACAAACAUAUUUACAAUAGGUAAUGCUAAAUAAAACCGUUUAAAAGUUUAAUAUAAAAACUAUAUUUUUAUGUUUUUGAUUUUUUGAUUAUUUUACAUAACCCAUAUUUACAUUUUAGUGCCUAUUCUAUCAAAUUCCGUUGAAAAAUCCUGGGAAAUCCGUGUAUUUCCUGGGAGGCCGGGGCGAUCAAAGUGUUAAGAGCGUAGGAUGUAAACAUUUCCGUUAUAACUUGCAACCAGAUCUGUCACAUCCCAAGAAAAUCUCACCAUGUAUAAUAAUCUUUUUGAUGAGUUCACGUGUAUUCCGAUUGGUUUGUGCUCAGUUUCAUUUCACUCUCCAUUGCUAAAUAACCCAUAUGGUCCGUUCCCCGAACAGCUUCGGAAUCUGCUCAGAGCUCAGAGUCGAUAUUGCCACCUUCAGUCAUGCCAAAUAACAGUAAAAAUAGCUCAAAUGAGUAAAUUCGAGCGAAAUUUUAUUUCGCUGUUCACGCACACUGGCAAACCGCGUUGGUAGUUGCACAGUGUCGACGUCUGGUGGCGACUUCGGCUAAGUUCGACUAAGUUCGGAAGGCGAAUAGCGUCACUAUAGAUUGUCACUUAGGUAAUAUUUGAAGUCGUGUCUUCAUAUGUUAUCGACUCGGGUAUUAAAUAUGAGCUGAAAAGUAUAGUGGCGUCCACAGUAAAGCUAGAAACUUUGCUAUCCCACGUCAUUCGCCGCGCGGAUUAGAGGGAAAUAUAAAACCAUCAACAAACACAAUUUUUAUUUAAUAUUAAUAUUAUAUUAUUAAAUUCGCAAAGAAGGCUAUUAAUCUAUUAUAUGAAAAACAUAUUUGAUACAGAAACAUCAAAUCCGAGUUACUAACCUUAAACUAAUCUUGAAAAAACGAGAAAAUUGAUUUUGGAGAGCUCCACUUCUCUUUUGUUUCUUUCGACAUUUUUGAUUUUAAGUUAGGAAAAAUGUCAGAAUGAAAUUCCAUGAAUGUUCUUCAAAGUGUUAUUACAAUUAACGGAAAACCUUCCACUCUUGCUCAGCCACUAUAUUUUGAUUUCUAAAUACGCUAGAUUUCUCCGAAUGCGCAAGGGUCACAAUAUGUAAACAAUAAGCUCGCAUUAAACUUCGUGUAUUUCUUGAUUAACAUAUGCAAACAAACAAACAAAACCAGAUACACAACCAUCGAAACUCGCAACGUGGCUUUUUAAUUAUGUAGCACUCAAAUGACAUAGCACAGAGCAAAAUGACAGAACUGAACCGGCACCUACUUCUCACUCAAAUGCAUUGCGAAUGCCAUCGAAAGCUGGAAUAAACACGAGAGAAGCACGCUUAAGCGAAACUACAAACACACACACACACACACAGACUUACACAUGAAGCAGCAGCGACUGCAAAACUAAAACUCAGCAAAUUUUAAAUGGACAGAUUUUGUUGACGCUUUUCUCUAUGCCAAAACACAUUCGAUACAAAAUUGAACAAACGCGAACACAUACAUACACACAGCCUGAAAGAGGUUCGGCGAAAAGAGACAAACAAGAAAAUUAAAAUUCUGUGAUUUCCGCAUUACAAAAAAAAAUGAAUAUACCGAGAUGUCAAACUCUGAAUCUGCUGUCGAAUACGGUGAAUGAAAAAAAUUAGAAAUACGUGAGAAAAAAAGAAGAAUAUUCCAGUGCCAGGUAUUUUGAACAAAACAGUUUAAACUGCAGAGUAUGAGAAAAAAAAAAAUUACUAUUGGAUGGAAGAAAAUUGCAAGCAGCGAUAAUGGAUGUGUAGAUAGAGAAAAGUGUUUAUCAUAAGGAGGAAAGUACGGCAAGUGAAACGUCUGAUGAGUACAGAUGGCGAUUGAGUGAGAACAGAUUUAAGAAAACAAAAUGAAAAAAAAAAUCAAGAAUGGGAUGCAGGAAAAAAAAUUAAUGAAAAUGAUGUAUAUUUUAACUCAUUAUGUGUAUAAAA